Propithecus coquereli (Coquerel's sifaka) is the source of this 701-nucleotide messenger RNA. Its product is annotated as ubiquitin carboxyl-terminal hydrolase isozyme L1-like. Bases 12 to 701 code for a protein of 229 amino acids. Gene Ontology annotation, cellular component: cytoplasm. NCBI's taxonomy places the organism in Eukaryota, Metazoa, Chordata, Mammalia, Primates, Indriidae. Gene Ontology annotation, biological process: protein deubiquitination; ubiquitin-dependent protein catabolic process. The transcript is spliced from 2 exons. Gene Ontology annotation, molecular function: cysteine-type deubiquitinase activity. The record is from RefSeq and is a predicted model, not a curated record.
GGCCCGCCAGGAUGCAGCUCAAGCCGAUGGAGAUCAACCCCGAGAUGCUGAACAAAGUGCUGGCCCGGCUGGGGGUCGCCGGGCAGUGGCGCUUCGCGGACGUGCUGGGGCUGGAGGAGGAGACGCUGGGCUCGGUGCCCGCGCCCGCCUGCGCGCUGCUGCUGCUGUUCCCCCUCACCGCGCAGCAUGAGAACUUCAGGAAAAGACAAAUCGAAGAGCUGAAGGGACAAGAAGUCAGUCCUAAAGUGUACUUCAUGAAGCAGACCAUCGGGAACUCCUGUGGCACAGUCGGGCUCAUUCAUGCUGUGGCCAACAAUCAAGACAAACUGGACUUCGAGGAUGGAUCAGUCCUGAAACAGUUUCUUUCUGAGACAGAGAAGAUGUCUCCUGAAGACAGAGCAAAAUGCUUUGAAAAGAAUGAGGCCAUACAGGCAGCCCACGAUGCCGUGGCACAGGAAGGCCAAUGUCGGGUAGAUGACAAAGUGAACUUUCAUUUUAUUCUGUUUAACAAUGUGGAUGGCCAUCUCUACGAACUUGAUGGACGGAUGCCUUUUCCGGUGAACCACGGCGCCAGUUCAGAGGACCACCUGCUGCAGGGUGACCAUUGUCCUCCUGACGCCGCCAAGGUCUGCAGAGAAUUCACCGAGCGUGAGCAGGGGGAGGUCCGCUUCUCUGCCGUGGCUCUCUGCAAGGCAGCCUAG